AGCACGUGUUCAUAAACAAUUUUACAUGAUAGAGGGGGAACAUAAGAACUUAUUGUAGUGAUUUGUAGUUUUGGAUUCUAACCCCUACUUAACUUUGGUAGUUUUGCAGCUCAGGCGCUUGUUUUAACAUGGGGACUGAAACUAAUAAAGACGAGCGUAACACUCCUGAGUAUCUAGCACAGCUACUCAAAGACAAAAAGCAGAUACAGGCUUUUCCCAACGUUUUUGUGCAUUUAGAAAAACUUUUAGACGAAGAAAUCAACAGAGUCCGACUUCAGUUGUUUCAUCACAAAGGCAAUGGCCGCAUCCCACUCGAACUUCCAGACCCAAUCGGUCCUGUGCAGACAGUGUCAGAAAAGCUAUAUGUUCCAGUUAAAGAACACCCAGAGUUUAACUUUGUGGGGAGGAUAUUGGGACCCAGAGGAAUGACAGCUAAAGAACUAGAACAGUACACAGGUUGUAAAAUAAUGGUGCGAGGAAAAGGCUCAAUGAGGGACAAAAAGAAGGAAGAACAGAACAGAGGAAAACCAAACUGGGAACACCUGAAUGAAGAACUCCAUGUGUUGAUAACUGUGGAGGACACACUCAACAGGGCAGAGGUCAAAAUGGCAAAGGCCAUGGAGGAGGUCAAGAAGCUCCUAGUACCCGCUCCCGAUGGCGAGGACGAUCUUAAGAAACGCCAGCUGAUGGAGCUAGCCAUCAUCAACGGGACGUAUCGAGACACCUCCAAACCGGCCACUUCCCAGGCCGGUCCGGGCGGUCAGUCCGCCUCCUCUCAUGCCUUUGGACUACCCUGGAAUGCACAACUUCAAACCAUGCAAAUGUUGGGUCAAUUUGAUGCCAGUGGAAUCGACCAUAAGAGCAUACUCAAGACUUCCUCAGAUCUUGCUCUUGCAGAGGCCCCCCGCUUCCUGACAGCAGCAUCGCCCCUGACAGCGGGGAUCACGGCAGCCACUCACCUUCGUUCCCCCACCCCAGCAGGUGCCCCCCUCAUCCUGGCCCCACGCAUGCCUCAGGUCGCCACCAGCUCAGCGUCCAUGAUGAACCCACCCCCCUUGGUGUCCCCCACAGAUACAGCGGGGACAGGGCUGGUGUACAACCCCUACGAGUACCCCUACUCCCUACAGCCCACGGCAGCCAUUGUCGAGUACCCCACCUCUUUUGAGCAGACGGCAGCCGGUGCUGUGCCUAAGAUCCGCCGAACCCUGGACAGUGUAAGGACUCACCCCUAUACUAGGGUAGCCCUUCCAUAGUUUACUAGGAAGCUGUGCCUACGAAACUAACUCAAACCCACCAGAACACUUGAAAAAGAACAAAGAGCUACAAAACAAAAACACUUUGGAACAGGGGCCUGUGAAGGCAGCAGCGCACGGCACCUAACAUUGUCGUCCAUGAAGUUCUACUCACAAUAAACAAAGCUGACAUCUUGGUGUGUGGGAAUUAUCCAACAAAUAAAACAAAAAAUAUUGCUGGAUUUUAUACAAAGGCUGCCUUCCUUAGCAAAACUGCAACCACUAACAUGCCUUAUAUUUAUAAAAUUAUAUUAUAUAUCUAUAUAUGUUCUGGCAGAAAUUUUUUUUGACUUCAUUUGGAUCAUUGAGAAAGUGUGAGUUGUGUUUAUUUUUUAAAAUGUAAUGGUCUAAUUUUGAAAAUGGAUCAAAGUGUUUUAGAGCACUUUUUUGUGAAAUUGAGGUUGAAAUGAGGUCAAUUGAGAACCGUCCUUGUGCCAAUAAUAAAAAUCAUGUAGAAAAAAGAAACUAAGUGCCUGACAAUUUAUACUCUUCAGAACUAAUGUAGACUAACAUUGUUUAUGUAUCUUUUUUGUUGUUAAUGAAUGUUCAUUGGUGUGCAACAAGGAAACAUGCUAUGUCAUUUAUUUUUUUCAUUAUUGAAAAAUUAAUAUUUUUUUUAUGCCUUACACAUCAAGAAUUUAGAUGAGAUUAACAGUUUGUAUUAUACAUAUAAAACACUGUCUGUAAAGAAAAUUGUAUACCUCCCAAUCUUUACAUUUUGUACUUUCAUACAUACUCAUAACUUUCAGUGUAGAACAAAAAUAAGUGUGGCUAGAAUUAAUAUUGAAAGGUGUACAAGUACUUAACAAUUUGUGCUGCUGAAGAAUCUUGGAAAUAUAUCUUGCAAGAAAAGGCUCUAAACUUAUCAAUAUUCAUACAUUGAUAUUAUAUUUUAUUGAUAUCUUAGUUUAUAUUAUAUAUAUUGUAAGCAUAAUGUCUUAAGUUUUAAUGAACAAAUGAGCUUAAAAUCAAAUUAUUAUUAUUAUUUUUAAUGAAAUAUGAAAAAACUUCAUGAGAUAAUACCAAUGCUAUAUAUAUAUUGUCUAAAGAUGCAUUUCCAAGGUUUCGUUAGUUGAUAUGGUAGAAUUGUAGCACCUCUUUGCAUAUUUAAAAAAAUGCUGAGAUUUAAUUUUCUGCACAAUCUUGGGUGAAGGAUCCAUUAUUUUUGUUGAUGGAUCUCUCACUCUUUUGCUGAGAGCCUUUAAAGCUUUUGUGCAAGUGACUUGGUGUCCAUUGCCUUGUUUACUAAGUAAGAAUUCUCAGACCAUAUUCUUUCUCUCCUUCUGUUAGUGUGUGUGCGAGUUUUCCCUGUGUUUAACAUAUCAUGUUCAUCAAGAACAGACUUUAUUUUGUAAGUAUUACUUUUUUGUGCACUUGUUAUUUUUUGCCAAACAUGGACAGCGUUCAUAUCACCUUUAUAUAAUUUUUGCAUUUUGAAUUAUUUUUGUAGCUUCAUCACUUGUUAAAUAUCCCCUACACGGAUACUGUGGCCAAUUUUACUUAAAAAAACGAUGCGUUCAUAAAAACACAGGGAAGAGAAGUAAAGAAAUUUUUUGUGCAAAAUUCAAAAAACGUCUGUUUGCACUGUACAUAUUUUUUUGUAGAUACUAAUUGUUGAUGAUUGUAUUAUAAUAGUAGCUAUGCAGCAUUCUGUCAAAACUCCCUCUAAACUGUACAUGGCUUUCCGAGAGCAAUACAAGGCACUUUUGUAUUCUAAUAUUAACCAUACUUGUAACAGUGGUUGUGUUUGAAUGAUUUGGAGACUGUUUCUUCCAUUCAGUAGUUGUAAUUUUCAUAUGAGAAAAAAGUACUUCUACAGUUAUUCAGUAACGUAACAACUAAUCCAUCUUUUUUUAUGGUUAGGUUAUUUUUUUCCUUCAAAUUUACCAUCCUCUGACCUGUUGUAAAAUUGAGGCUUUUUAAUUUUUUCUGCUUUGAAAUUCAAAAGUAUUUGAAAAUUUAUCCCUUUAAGUCAAAAAGAAAUGCAUUGCAUGUAAACUUGAAGAGAAGCUAGCCUGUGGUUGUAAUUUCAUGAUUGGAAAACUUUUUUUUUUUUUUUUUAGAUUUUUCAAAUUAAUCUAUAUUUUGUAUUAGCACUAUACAAGAUACAAAUUUAGUUUUUUUCACGAUUUAGAAUUUUUUAAAAGUCAUGUGUGUCAUUUUUAUGCUCAGUACCAGUCAUAAAUGUAUGCCCUUAGAAGCUCUUAGAAAAUUUGCUUAUCAUAGCAGAUUAAUCAUUUUGGUUGAAUCUCAUGGGAAAUGCAUAGUACUUUCAUCCUGAUUAUUAUUUUUAUUUCAAAUUUCUUUGGUUUUUCCAGAAAUUAUAAAUAAUUUAUUUUGGAUAAAAUGAAUUAUAAUUGAUAAUAGAUAUGCUUAGAAACAUGCUGCUUGUUAAGAUCUGAAACCUGCAGUUUUGAAGUUUUGUAUAUAGGUUUGUUUAUUACACACUGUUGGCUAUUCAAAUUUUUAUGUUUACCACUCAUGGUGCAUCAGCAUAAUAUUCUGUUGUUGCAAUCUCGAAGAAGUUUUUUUGUUUUUCCUCACUUCUGAUGGUAAAAAUUUCCAUGGAACAAAACAUCACUUAACAUGUGCUUUUGGAAAUUCUGCAAUAUAUAUCUUACCUCAACGCUCAGAAAACAGAAAACUUCUUCCCACCAAAAGCAAUAAUUAACAAUGUAUUGUACAUUACUGCUGCUGUUUUAAUAAUAUGGAUAGUUCCGCAUGGUUCGCCUGUAGUUGUUAGAAAUGUUCUUACAAGGUACUUAAUGAAUCUCAAAGUCUGAUCAACUCAUCCCUCCUAUAUAACCACUAACUCGAGCUUCCCCACCUCUUAUUGGAAAUACUCCCAUAUAGUGAGAUUGACUUCAUGUAUGCUUCGGUAAGUUUUCUUCCUAUAUUUUCUGUAUAAUCCCUCACUGUUACAUUGUAUGAUAGAUUCCAAGUCUUUUGCCUAUAGUAUAAACACAUAUAUAAACGGCAAAUUAACCUUAACUGCUACUUAAAAUUGCAUUUGUUGUCUUUUUGCAUAUUAUUGUACUAUAUUUUUUUUUCUGUUCACUAGUAAUAAAGGUUUGAAAAAAGUACUCAUCUUUGCAGUUAAUACUAACCCUUGGAUAUGAAUCUUUAUUUUAACACUGCAUCGUUUCGUACUAAAUAUAACCAUUUAUAUACUUUGCUGUUGUGUUUCUGUUACUAUAGUAACAAUGCAUGCAAAGCUCAUUGGUGGAGUUUAGUUCGUCCAAAGAAAUCUGGACCCAGUACAGAGGAUUCACGGUGGCUCGUUAAUCAAGGGUCAUCAGAUUUAUAAGGACGAGAUAGUAAGCCUGACUAAACUAAUGCCUAUAACAAACAUUGAUUUUGGAUACACAUUUCAAAUUCUGUGGUAAUUACAGCAGCAUUUUUAUGAACAUGCAAAACCCCCAUGUAGAUUAAAACAGAACCUUUCGAACAAGCUUGUAUUUGGAAACGUAACAUAGAAUGGAGGAACUAUAGGUAAACUUUUUUUUAUUUUUUUCCAUGUAUUCCAGAAAUUCCUUGGCAUGGUUUAACACUAAUUCAUAACUUUACAUAUAUAUUGACAUUUCUUUGUUAGUUUUAUGGCUUAAUACUCAACUUCAGUAUUUAAUCAACAUACUGUUAAUCAUCAUGAUUAACUAAACAUUAAUUUUACUGAGAAAAGUAUACAUUUCACUUUAAACCACUAGUGCCUUAUAGGGUAUAUAUGAUACAAAGCAAUGUGCCAAAGACUCAGUCUGCUACCAAUAUUACAGCCUAUCAACGAACGUUUUCAGGGAGCUUGUAUUUCUGUGAUAAAGAUUGUCGUAUUAAGGUCCCAACGAAAAAAGUAACCCAUUUAUACUGUUCAAUCAUGUUUUAAUUGUUGAUGAUUCAAGACGUUCUUGCCGGGACAACGGUAGACAUUGUUGAAUAUUCGUAUCACUUUUUUAAAACGAGAUCACGUGAUUCUGGAAAGCACGUGACCUUAUGCUAUCCAUGACAACAAACGAUUUCAGUAUUGCUCUUUAAAUCCACUUUAUAUUUUGUUACUGAUUAUUAUGUAAAUCAUGGUGUCAGUUCGCAGGACAAUGUAGCAUAUCUUUCAUUUGAUUGGCUGUGCCCUUCAUAAUCUUGCGAAUGGAUGGAACGAAAGGUUAAUCAACUUAAUCAAAGCUUUUCAUUGGCCGGAUUUAUAAUCAUCUUUCAUUGGUUGAUGACGAUGUACAAUCAUGGAGAGUGGAAUCUCUGUAUAAAUAUGUUUAUAUACAUUUGGUCAUUGAAGUUUGACCUAAAUAUGCCAAUGGACUCGUACAAGGAGUUUUAUUUUGAAAUAUUAAAAUCAUUAUGUAUUCA
Molecule: messenger RNA, 5642 nt
Organism: Saccostrea cuccullata (small rock oyster)
Lineage: Eukaryota; Metazoa; Mollusca; Bivalvia; Ostreida; Ostreidae
Product: KH domain-containing RNA-binding protein qki.L-like
Exons: 9
Coding region: 129-1253 (374 amino acids)
Biological process (GO): regulation of mRNA splicing, via spliceosome
Cellular component (GO): nucleus
Molecular function (GO): mRNA binding
Source: RefSeq, a predicted model, not a curated record